UUACGCAAAAAAUGUGUGACUUUUGAUAUUGUGCGACGUUAUGUCAUGUUUAAUUUUGACUUAUUUAAUUUUUGUUGAUUUUUUGCGUUUUUUAUAAGUGUAUUUUUAUAUUCAUUUUAAUUAUUUUUUACCAACAUGCCUGACGUCCGCUUUUACGAUAAUAUGUUAUUCAACUAUGAAACAACAAACAGGACAUAUUUUCAACCUGAAAUAAUCAAUUAUUAUCCCCCAACAUUGUACCAAGAGAAAGUAUCGCGCCCAAGACCCGCAUACAAACCGUUAAAGAAUAUCCAUACUCUUACAGAGUUCAAGAAACACGAUUUACCUACGGAAUUAUUUGCAAACCAAAAACAAAUUAUCCGUAAAGAUGCUCACAAAGUCCACAGCGCUGGCAUUGAAAAUCCUGUGGAAGAGGGGAAAAAUCAUGUUCAGGCGACGCGGCCUCGUCUUGUCAUGCCACCUGCACUUAGUUUGGAUGAUAUUAAAGAUUCUAGUAUCCGCGAAUUGCUCAUAAAGGACAUCUAUCAAUCUAGUGUUAAUGUGAUGCAAACAGAUGUGUCGACAGCAACUGGAGGAUGUCGCGCACCGCUAGACGGAAAAUACUCGCCGGCGAAUCCGAUGGCGUUUGCAAAACUUCAAAUGCCGGUAGUACCACCAGAAUGGAGAAUGGACUCAGUGACGUGGGACAACAGACAAGUUCGUGGACACUGCAAUCCAGAUAAGUCAUUUUACUUGUCUCAACCUUUAAGGUGCGAAGUCUGCAUUUCCACAUCGGAAAGAAAAGCUCAGAAGAAAACAAAAUAUUCAAACAACAAGCUUUAUUAGUAUAGACAAAAUAUACAUUAAAUUUUCGUAGAUCAACGUGAAUACAAUUUUAUAAUUUUUAUAACAUUUUUAUUUUUUAACUUGAGAUUAUUGGAAUAAAUGUUUAAUAUUACUUUUUAUUUUUACUAUAUUCGAAUAAAGUUAAAAACAGCCUAAAAUCUAAGUAUCACAUCUUAACAGAAUUAACUUUUAUUUGACCGCAGUCUGUAAUGAGAAAAACGUUGGAAACGAUUAUAAUGUUGGUCGAAAAAAUGAAAUAAACAUUUCAUACAAAGCACCUUGAGUAUAAAAACAUAUAGAAAAGAUAAAAAUAUUAUUUUUAAGACUAGAUUUAAAAUAUGUCUUAAAUUCAUCACUACUAAUAUAAAUAUCUACACUAUAUGAAUCCUAUAAAUAUUCGAUUAACUCCAACAGAUUACAGAGAGAGUAUACAAAGAAAUUAAUCUGAAAAAGCAUUCGUGAUUUUUUUUUCUUACCAUAAGCUUGUUUAAAUAAUAUGAGAAACAUUUCAUCGUUUUAGGAAUGUUCAAUAUAUAAUGCUACACAAAUAAUCAAAAGUAAAAUAAAUACACCUUCGUUUAAUUGAGUAAAUAUUAUAUGCUA
Messenger RNA from Pieris napi, 1428 nucleotides. RefSeq lists its product as uncharacterized. The record is from RefSeq and is a predicted model, not a curated record. Bases 136 to 825 code for a protein of 229 amino acids. NCBI's taxonomy places the organism in Eukaryota, Metazoa, Arthropoda, Insecta, Lepidoptera, Pieridae. The transcript is spliced from 5 exons.